Laccaria bicolor S238N-H82 is the source of this 381-nucleotide messenger RNA. RefSeq lists its product as uncharacterized. Bases 1 to 381 code for a protein of 126 amino acids. The transcript has 2 exons. The record is from RefSeq and is a predicted model, not a curated record. NCBI's taxonomy places the organism in Eukaryota, Fungi, Basidiomycota, Agaricomycetes, Agaricales, Hydnangiaceae.
AUGACCACGCCCACGAACCACGACACGCCCCACGACGUCAACGGACGCCCACGUCAAACGCCAACGGACGCCCACGUCAAUGGACCACGACCACGUCAACGGACCACGACCACGCCAGCGGACGACGACCACGCCAGCGGACGACCACGUCAACGCACCACCACCUCAACGGACGACGACCACGCCAGCGGACGACCACGUCAACGCACCACCACCACGUCAAUGGACGAUGACCACGCCAACGGACACCCACGUCAACGCACGACGACGUGCCCCCGCCGAUGGGAAACCAAGGUGCCACGUCGCUGUCAGCGAUGUGGCAACCAAACGACGAACGACGACGACGACGUCGUCGUUCGUCGUUCACACAAAGUAAAAUAG